AUGGAUUGUGCCGGGACGUGCAAUGGUGUGGCAUCGCUUGAUGCUUGCAACGUCUGCUCUGGCGGCGACUCGGGCCGCAUGGCCAACGCCGACCGCGACGAUUGCGGCGUGUGCUUUGGCGGCAACACCGCUAAGGACGACUGCGGUGUAUGCUUUGGCGCCAAUGCGCACAAGGACGACUGUGGCGUGUGCUUUGGAUCGAACGCGACCUGCGCCGGCUGUGAUGGGGUGCCCAACUCGAGCCUCGUCCGCGACGUUUGCGGAGUGUGCGACGGUGACGGAUCGACCUGUCUCGGCUGCGACGGGGUGCCGAUCCCGUCUGGUGGUGCCCAUUUCGACGCUUGUGGUGUCUGCGGCGGCAACGCGACAGUCUGCUACGUUGGCUGCGACGGUGUUUACGGCUCGGGCAUCCAGUUUGACUGCCACGGCGUGUGCGGUGGUAAUGCGACCAUCGAUGACUGCGGCAUGUGCGCCGGCGGCAACAUCUCAACCCGGCUCCCGUACAACUACCAUGUCGACUCGUGCGGCGUGUGCUUUGGUCAGGAUCUGACGUGCACAACCUGCGCGUCGGGGAGUCUCGACGCCUGCGGCGUGUGCGACGGCGACAACUCGACGUGCGUCGGCUGUGACGGGGUCCUUGUCUCUGAUGGCGGUGCGCUCUUUGAUCUCUGCGGCGUCUGUGGCGGCGACGGCACGUCGUGCAUCAUGGGCUGCGACGGACGGUACCGCCACGGUUGA
Molecule: messenger RNA, 738 nt
Organism: Thecamonas trahens ATCC 50062
Lineage: Eukaryota; Apusomonadida; Apusomonadidae
Exons: 2
Coding region: 1-738 (245 amino acids)
Biological process (GO): extracellular matrix organization
Source: RefSeq, a predicted model, not a curated record